AUGAGUGAAUCAGGAUCUAAUCAAAAAGCUUCUUUACUAUCAAAUCCGUUCAUGAAUAACAAUAACACAACCAUGACAACAUCGGAUACUAUUCAACCAAGGCGACGCAUAGCUCAAGAUUAUUCACUCCUCUGGUUAGAUGAGUCUAUGGAAGAAGCAAACAAAGAUUAUCAAGAUAUUUGGACCCAAUUAAAAACCCUUACUGACAAUGUUAACGUCUUUACGCAGCGAGAUGUAUGCAUCGACUAUCUUACAGAUGCUCAAGAAGAAGUCAAGUAUUUUCUCAUUGUCAAGGACACUAUGUGUCAACAAAUAAUGCCCCUCAUCAAUGAUAUUCCUCAGCUGCAUGGUAUUUAUAUCUCAAAUGAUACUAAAAUCCUACCUGAAGAAUGGACAAAAAAAUGGCAAAAAAUCAAGAACGUUCAUGCUAACAUCGAUAAUUUAUGCCAAGGACUACAGCUGGGUAUUAAACAAUACCAUCAAGACUCCAUAGCUAUGAGUUUUAUCACUCCAAAUGAAAUGACUUCCACUGAUAAUUUAAAUCAGUUGGAGCCAACAUUUAUGUACACCCAAAUAUUCAAAGAUAUUCUUCUUGAUAUGCAACAUAGUCAACAAGACAUCAGCCAGUUUAUAGCUUAUUGUCGACAUCAUGGCUGCGUGUCACCAAUCAAUAUUGACCGUUUUGAGAAAGAAUACCAUGAUCAAUUAGCUAUUUGGUGGUAUACUUUUCCAUCGAAUAUCUAUUCUAUGCUCAAUUACGGUCUUCGAACAUUGGACGCUGAUGCAAUUGUUACUAUGGGUUUCUUUAUAUGUCAUUUGCAUCAACAAAUACAACAGUUGCACGAACAACAGGUCAACAGUUAUGGAAGAAAACCUUUUGUAGUCUAUCGAGGACAAGGUCUUAUGAAAUCAGACUUUGAAAAACUUCAGAAAACAAAAGGUGGACUCUUAUCAUUUAACAAUUUCUUGUCCACCAGUACGAACAAAGAAGUGUCCCUCGGUUUUGCUCAAUGUGCUUCAACAAAACUAGAUACGACGGGCAUUCUCUUUAUAAUGUCCAUUGAUCCUAGCAUUCAAUCAGCACCAUUUGCCUCCAUCAAAGAGGAAAGUUAUUUUAAGGAAGAAGAUGAAAUUCUUUUUUCAAUGCACACAGUCUUUCGAGUGAAUGCAAUUCAACACACGAAUAAUAACAACCAACUUUAUCAAGUUAACUUAGAAUUAACAUCGGAUGAUGAUCAACAAUUACGAUUACUUACUGAUCGAAUACGACAAGAAGCUGUUGGUGAUAGUGGAUGGGAGAGAUUAGGCAGAUUAUUGCUUAAAAUUGGUCAAUUUAAUAAAGCUGAAGAACUUUACAACGUAUUACUCGAACAGACAUCUAAUGAAGGUAAAAAAGCACUUUAUUAUAAUCAGCUGGGAUCUGUCCAUUACAAUCAAGGUGAUUAUCAAAAGGCUAUUCAGUAUUUAGAACAAAAACUUGAAACUGAACAAAAAACUCUUCCUUCAAAUCAUCUUCAUUUUGCAACUUCUUACGCCAACAUUGGUACUGUGUACAUGGAGAUGAGAGAGUACUCAAAAGCACUUUCAUUUUUGGAAAAAGCGCUUGAUAUUCAACAAAAAGCUCUGCCUUCAAAUCAUCCUAAUUUGGCUGUUGCAAACAACAACAUUGCUGGUGUGUAUGACUCCAGGGGAGAGUACUCGAAAGCGCUUUCAUUUUAUAAAAAAGCACUUGAAAUUCAACAAAAAACUCUUUCUUCAUAUCAUCCUGCUCUGGCUACUUCAUACAAUAACAUCGGUAUGCCGUAUAACAACAUGCGAGAGUACUCGAAGGCGCUUUCAUUUUUCGAAAAAGCACUUGAAAUUCGACAAAAAACUCUUCCUUCAAACCAUCCCGAUCUGGCUGGUUCAUACAACAACAUUGGUCUGGUAUAUCACAACACAGAAGAGUACAUGAGAGCACUUUCAUUUUUCGAAAAGGCACUUGAAAUUCGAGAAAAAACUCUUCCUUCAAACCAUCCCGAUUUGGCUUCUUCAUACAACAACAUCGGCAGUGUAUACAACAAGAUGAGAGAGUACUCAAAAGCAGUUUCAUCUUACGAAAAAGCACUUGACGUUGAAGACAAAACUCUUCCUCCAAAUCAUCCUGAUCUGGCUAGUUCAUACAACAAUAUCGGUAUGCUGUAUAACGACAUAGCAGAAUACUCGAAAGCACUUUCAUUUCUCGAAAAAGCACUUGAAAUCUAUCAAAAAAUUCAUCCUUCAAAUAAUCCUGAUUUGGCUACUUUAUCCAACAACAUCGGUAGUGUGUAUAACAAGAUGGAAGAGUAUUCAAAAGCAAUUCCAUUUCUCGAAAAAGCACUUGAAGUCUAUCAGAAAAUUCAUCCUUCAAAUCAUCCUCAUUUGGGUACUAUAUGCAACAAUAUCGGUAGUGUGUAUGACAAGAUGGGAGAGUACUCAAAAGCACUUUCGUUUUUGGAAAAAGCACUUGAAAUUCAAGAGGAAACUCUUCCUUCAAAUCAUUGUGAUUUGGCGACUUCAUACAACAACAUAGCACUUGAAAUUCGAAAAGAAACUGUUCCUUCAAAUCAUCCUGAUUUGGCUAGUUCGUACAACAACAUCGGCAGUGUGUAUAACUGCAAGGGAGAGUACUCGAAAGCGCUUUCAUUUUUCGAAAAAGACCUUGAAAUCUGUCAAAAAACUCUUGCUGAAGAUCAUCCUGAUUUGGCUGCUUUAUACAACAACAUCGGUAUGCUGUAUAUUAACAUGCGAGAGUACUCGAAAGCACUUUCGUUUUUGGAAAAAGCACUUGAGAUUUGUCAAAAAUCUCUUCCUUCAACGCAUCCUGAUUUGGCUACAUCAUACAACAACAUCGGUUCGGUGUGUGAUAAUAUGAAAGACUAUUCAAAAGCACUAUCAUAUUUUGAACGUGCUUUGGACAUAUUCCAACGUGUAUUACCUUCAACUCAUUCUUAUAUAAAAAGUGUGAAAAGGAGCAUUGAAAGUGUAAAAAAAGAAAUUAUAGAGAAUAUUCAAUAA
Adineta steineri is the source of this 3036-nucleotide messenger RNA. The record is from the annotation of a GenBank genome assembly. Lineage: Eukaryota; Metazoa; Rotifera; Eurotatoria; Adinetida; Adinetidae.